Phalaenopsis equestris is the source of this 2864-nucleotide messenger RNA. Its product is annotated as dynamin-related protein 3A-like. Bases 96 to 2600 code for a protein of 834 amino acids. The record is from RefSeq and is a predicted model, not a curated record. Gene Ontology annotation, molecular function: GTPase activity; microtubule binding; GTP binding. The transcript is spliced from 20 exons. NCBI's taxonomy places the organism in Eukaryota, Viridiplantae, Streptophyta, Magnoliopsida, Asparagales, Orchidaceae. Gene Ontology annotation, cellular component: cytoplasm; microtubule; membrane.
AUCAGAAUAAUCGUAGGGUUUGUUUAGCUGCGGCUCGGGUGCUCUCGGAAUCCUGUCCUCGUCUUCGCCGAUCAAGGAGUGCGAGGAAGAAUACGAUGGCAGAGGACGCGGUUUCCGGCGCCAACGCGGUCCCUUCGGCGUCCCAACAGCCGGCUCCGGGGCCUAUUGGGAGCUCGGUGAUUCCGAUUGUGAACAAGCUGCAGGACAUCUUCGCGCAGCUGGGGAGUUCGUCGACGAUCGACCUGCCGCAGGUGGCGGUGGGGGUGGGGAGCCAGAGCAGCGGAAAGUCAAGCGUAUUGGAGGCGCUCGUUGGCCGCGAUUUUCUGCCGCGUGGCUCUGAUAUUUGCACGCGACGCCCGUUGGUUCUGCAACUUGUGCACUUUGCUCGCAGGCCGGAUGCGCCCGCCGGCGAGAUGGAGGAAUGGGGAGAGUUCUUGCACAUUCCAGGGAAGAGGUUCUACGACUUUUCGGAAAUCCGGCGUGAGAUUCAGGCUGAAACUGACCGUGAAGCUGGGGGUAACAAAGGAGUUUCAGACAAGCAAAUUCGUUUGAAGAUUUUCUCUCCAAAUGUUCUUAAUAUCACCUUGGUUGAUUUGCCCGGAAUAACAAAGGUUCCAGUAGGCGAUCAACCAAGUGACAUCGAAGCUAGAAUCAGAACAAUGAUAUUAUCAUACAUUAAGCAUGAAACUUGUAUAAUAUUGGCAGUUUCGCCAGCAAAUGCAGAUUUAUCAAACUCAGAUGCACUUCAAAUGGCCCGGAUUGCUGAUCCAGAUGGUUCUCGAACGAUUGGCGUCAUCACAAAGCUAGAUAUAAUGGACAGAGGUACAGAUGCACGAAACUUUCUACUGGGAAAUGUGAUUCCUCUUCAACUUGGCUAUGUGGGUGUGGUUAACCGUAGUCAACAGGACAUCAAUUUAAAUCGAAGCAUAAAAGAUGCUCUGGCCAAUGAAGAGGCAUUCUUUAGACGUCAGCCUGUAUAUCACGGUCUUUCUCAUUGCUGUGGCGUUCCAAAAUUAGCUAAGAAAUUGAAUCAGAUUUUAGUGCAACAUAUUAGGUCAGUUCUUCCAGGAUUGAAGUCUCGCAUAAAUUCCCAAUUGGUGGCUGUGGCAAAGGAGCAUGCUUCCUAUGGGGAUGUUGUAGAAUCAAAGGCUGGUCAGGGCGUGAAGCUUUUGAACAUUCUUACAAAAUAUUGUGAAGCUUUUACUUCAAUGAUUGACGGAAAAAAUGAGGAAUUAUCAACAGCGGAGCUUUCUGGGGGGGCUCGGAUUCAUUAUAUUUUCCAGUCAAUUUUUGUGAAGAGUUUAGAGGAAGUUGAUCCUUGUGAGGAUGUUAGUGACGAGGACAUUCGUAUGGCUAUUCAGAAUGCUACCGGUCCUAAAUGUGCUUUGUUUGUACCUGAGGUGCCAUUUGAAGUUCUUGUAAGAAGGCAGAUUGGUCGUUUACUCGAUCCAAGCCUUCAGUGUGCAAAGUUCAUCUAUGAUGAAUUGAUUAAGAUGAGCCAUCACAGCUUAGCUAAUGAGCUUCAUCGAUAUCCUGUUCUACGGAAGUGCAUGGACGAGGUAAUUGGAAAUUUCUUACGAGAAGGACUUCAGCCAGCAGAAACCAUGAUAACUCAUCUGAUUGAAAUGGAGAUGGAUUAUAUAAACACUUCACAUCCAAAUUUUAUUGGAGGAAACAAGGCUGUGGAGAUUGCACAACAACAAGUCAAAGCUUCGAGGUUAGCAACAUCAGUUUCCAGACCCAAGCAGGAUGGUUUAGAUGGUGAUAAGUUACAAGCAUCCGAAAAGAGUCAAAAAUCUCGUGCCAUCCUUGCUAGAGCUGGAGCAAAUGGAGUUCUUCAUGAUCAGGCUCCGGGAGUGCGACCACUUUCAGAUUCUGACAGACUGGGUUCAGCAGGAAGUUCAAGUGGAAGUGGACCCAUUUGGGGCAUUUCCUCCAUUUUUGGUGUUAGUGAGAAUCGUGCACCAGCAAAAGAAAUCUCGUCCAAUAAGUCUGUUACUGUUCCUUCUCACAAUGUGGAACAUUCACUCUCCAUGAUCCAACCAAGAGAGCCUCCAGUCAUCUUGAAGCCUUCAGAAAAUCAAUCGGAGCAGGAGGCUUUGGAAAUUUCCAUUACAAAAUUAUUACUGAAAUCGUACUAUGAUAUCGCCAGGAAAAAUAUUGAAGAUCAAGUGCCUAAGGCAAUUAUGCACUUCCUGGUGAAUCAUACAAAAAGAGAACUACAUAAUGUUUUUAUCAGGAAACUUUACAGAGAAAAUCUUUUCGAUGACAUGCUUCGAGAACCAGAUGAUAUAGCUGCCAAGAGAAAAAGGAUAAGGGAAACACUUAGGGUUCUGCAGCAGGCCUACAAGACGCUCGAUGAACUGCCACUGGAAGCCGACACUGUGGAGAAGGGUUAUUCUCUUGAUUCAGACUCAACCGGCUUGCCCAAAGUUCAGGGCCUACCUUCCUCGUUCUACUCAGCAUCGAACGAUUAUAAUUCACCCUACACCGCUUCUCCGAAGAUCCAAAGAUCAAGGAGAUCAACCCACUCUGGAGAACAAUUUUACCCCGGCUUUGAUGCCAAUGGGCCAAUUUCUUAUCCUCCAGUGGAUGCUUAGUUGUUCUAUUCUUUGAUGGCUGAUUUUUUUUGUCACACCUACUUUAAAAUUGGAAGUUCUGGAAGGUUAUUUUUUAAUGCCAUUUUAUAUGUCAAGAAGUAUGUCUAGGGGGUCCUUGUAUAUUACAUGAGGUCCACAUUGCUUAGUUUCAUUUUCUUAGUAUUUUUUUAAUUCAUGGAUUAGUAAAAUGAGGUACUAGAAGACCUGAACAUUUGCUGAAAUUUUCAUUGUCAUCAAAUGCAGAGUUUUGGUGGCUAUCUAAUA